AUGCCCAGCAAAUCGAAAACGUCGCUGAAGGUACUGCAGUCGCGGCUACGAGGUCUCCAAACAUCGUUCGACAAUAUGUGCAAAUUUAUGGAUGACUACACCGAAGAUACGAAGCUAACCGAGGUUAAAGUGCGACUGGAGAAACUGGACAUACUCUGGGACAGGAUCAACCAGAGUACCGAAGAGAUAGAGGCCCACGAAGAUUCGACAGCCGAGGAAGAAUCGUUCGUUAAGGAUCGGGUAGACUUCGAGAAUCGAUUUUAUCAACUGAAAUCGUUUCUCUUGGACACAAUCAGGGAGAAUUCCGAUGAAACUGUGCUCAAUCCAAUUGCUCGCUCUCACGAUAACACUCAUUCCGCACCCAACCCCCACGUUAGGCUACCCCAAAUAACACUCCCCAAAUUCAGUGGCAAAAUUGAUGAAUGGCAGACAUUUCGCGAUUUAUACACUUCUCUGAUACACUGGCAACCUGACCUACCAGAUAUCGAAAAAUUUCAUUACCUCCGUAGUCAGCUAGAAGGUGAGGCGUUAGCUGUUAUCGAUUCGCUCCCACUCACCAGGGCGAACUAUAAUGUUGCUUGGGAUCUGAUCUGCACUCGCUAUUCCAAUUCCAAAAUCCUUCGUAAACGUCAGGUUCAAGCGCUGUUCGAACUACCGGUGGUCAAGAAGGAAUCGGCAACAGAACUACACACCCUUUUGGAAUCCUAUGAGAAGAUCGUGAAGUCGUUGGAUCAGGUAACCCCCCAGGCGACGGAGUUCAAGGAUCUGUUACUGCUGCAUCUACUAAGCUCUCGACUCGAUGGUGCAACAAGAAGGAGCUGGGAGGAACAUUCUUCUACCAAGGACGUCAAUACGGUAAGGGACCUAACCAAUUUUCUGCAGCGGCGAAUUCAGAUCCUGGAGGCACUUCCCACUCGACCGGUUGAGCAGAGAAUAGAAGCUGGUUCGUCGAAAUUUCCAAGGAAACCCAAUGUGGUGAAGGUCUGCAAUACCACUCUCCAACCAUCGGCUCCACUCAAAUGUGUCGCUUGUUCGGAUAGUCAUUUGCUCUACCAGUGCUCGCAAUUUCUAAAACUACCUGUUUCCGAGAGGGACGGACUACUGCGUUCGCACUCGUUGUGCCGAAACUGCUUUCGGCGUGGUCAUCAGGCUCGGGAUUGUCACUCGAAGUUCACUUGUAGGCAAUGCAAGGGCAAGCACCAUACACUUGUUUGCUUCAAGGGGAAGGUUGAAGAGAGAAGGUCAAACCACACCGGCGAAUCUAGCCCGACCACUACCGCAGCACAACCAACCGAAGAGGUAACCAACACCAAAGUGGUUAACGUGGCAACCACUAACGUAGUAUCUUGCAAUUCUGCGUCAGGAUCGUCGACGGGUGUUUUAUUGCUUACGGCGAUGGUUCUUUUGGAGGAUGAUAGAGGUCAAACCGUGCGUGCGCGGGCACUUUUGGAUAGCGCAGCGGAAUGCAACCUUAUCACCAAACGUAUGAGGAAACAGCUGGUAGUCAAGGAGGAUUCCAGCAUGGUCGAAGUUGUAGGCAUUCAUGGUACAUCUAACAAGGUUCAUGGCAAGGUCACGGUGACUGUUCGGUCUUGUAUUUCCAAUUUCGCCCAGGGUUUGGAAUUUUAUGUGUUGCCCAAACUUUCUGCUCAACCAGGAAUAGCGUCCGUUGACCCCAACAAUUGGAACCUACCAGCUGGCAUUGAAUUAGCGGACCCACACUCUCUCAAGUCUGAACCGAUCGAUCUGGUGAUAGGAGCAGAGUUCUUUUUCGAUGUGUUCGUUACCGGUCGGCGCAUAAGUCUGGGUGAACAUUUGCCUCUUUUAGUCGAUUCUGUUUUCGGAUGGAUAGCUACAGGCCGAUACCCAAUAGAUGGUCCAAUUACCUCUGUGUUAUGCGAUGUAGCAACUUCGAGUCGACUAGAAAAGAUGAUUGAGAAGUUUUGGGAGUAUGAGGAGGUUGGUUUGGGGAACAACAUGUCACCGGAUGAAGCCAAAUGUGAGGAGUAUUUCCAACGGACAACCCAAAGACAAGCUUCAGGAAGGUAUAUGGUAUCGCUACCAGGAAAUGAAGAAAUGAUGCGCAACCUAGGAGAUUCUAAGGCGACCGCCGAAAGGAGGUUUCUUCAAAUCGAACGACGAUUGAACCGAGAACCAUCGUUACGGGAGCAGUAUGUGUCCUUCAUGGAGGAAUACGAGACACUAGGGCAUAUGUCACGAGUCACCCACGACGAGGAAGGAGUAAAACGGUGCUACCUCCCACAUCACCCAGUCGUUAAGGAAGGAAGCACUACUACACGAGUGAGAGUGGUGUUUGAUGCUUCUGCUAGAACAUCCACUGGGCUCUCACUAAACGAUUGCUUGCAGUCGGGCCCAGUCAUCCAAAGAGAUUUACGGUCGAUUAUUCUCCGGAGCCGUUUCCGCCCAAUUAUGCUGGUAGCCGACAUUGAAAAAAUGUUUCGGCAGGUAGAUGUUUGCCAAGCAGACAGACGGCUUCAAUCUAUCCUUUGGCGUUCAUCACCCGAUCAACCUUUAACAACAUACGAACUGGAAACAGUGACAUAUGGUACCAAACCCGCCCCAUUUCUUGCAACGAGAACCCUAGUACAGCUUGCGACCGACGAGGCCGAGCGAUUCCCACUGGCAUCGGUAGCUGUCAAAAACGACUUUUAUAUGGAUGAUGCUAUAACCGGGGCGAAUGAUCCUGCGACCGCUAAAGAACUACGGAUUCAAUUGGUGGAAAUGCUCGACAGCGGUGGAUUCAAGCUCCGAAAGUUCGCGUCCAACUGUGCAACGGUUUUGGAAGGCAUACCCAGCGAAGACCUUUCAAUCCAAGCGGCGGAUGGAAUCUACUUGGACCCGGAUCCCAUGGUUAAAACGUUAGGACUCAUCUGGAUUCCUCCAACGGAUGUUUUCCGCUUCAAUUUCAAGGCCCCACCCCUCUCAGAUACCCCACUCACAAAACAGAAAAUUUUCUCGAUCAUUGCUACUUUGUUUGAUCCUCUUGGAUUUGUAGGACCAGUGAUUACCCAAGCCAAAAUCAUUAUGCAACUUUCGUGGCAGCUGUUGGACGACAAAGGGCAAAGGCUUGCUUGGGAUUCACCUUUGCCACAAAAGGUCGAGCAAGAAUUCAGAAAAUUCUACGAACACAUUCCCCUACUCAACGAUUUGCGUAUCGAACGAUUGGUAAUAAUUCCCCAUGCUGUGCGAACCCAAUUGCACAUAUUUUCGGAUGCUUCGGAAAAAGCCCUCGGAGCGUGUGUGUACGUCAGAACAGAAGACUCUUCGGGACGAAUCAAGGUGGCCUUAUUAUUGUCGAAGUCUAGGAUAGCACCGCUCAAAACACAAACCAUCCCAAGGCUUGAAUUACGUGCUGCAACAUUAGCUGCCGAAAUGUUUUCCCAGGUCACAGAGGCGAUCGAUACUGCUUUCGAUGUUUUCUUCUGGACGGAUUCAGAGAUAGUUCUUCGUUGGUGCGCUGCAACCCCAUCGACUUGGACGACAUUUGUUGCGAAUCGUGUCGCCAAGAUACAACGACUGACUGAAAAUUGCUGCUGGAGUCAUGUGCCUGGAGAGAAGAACUCUCGUGGGAUCCCACCAGAAGAAAUAUUGGACAACCGUCUGUGGUGGGACGUUGAGUGGCUGCACACAACCAUGGAGCAUUGGCCGAAGCAAAAGGAGUUCUCGGCGACCGGAUUAGCGGAGGAAAGACGGCAGGUGGUGUUAUCAUCAACAGCAUCGAAUCCAAGUUUCAUCGAAGAACACAUAGCACGAUUCUCGACCUACACUACUAUGAUUCGUCAAACUGCUUGGUGUCGUCGAUACCUACACAACCUACGAGAGGAGGCAGGCAAACGCAAGGUCGGACCGUUGACCGUAGAGGAGCUGCUACAAGCCGAAUCGAAAAUUAUACAGCAGGUACAAGAGGAGGUCUUCGGUAGAGAGCUAAAAGCCAUUAGCAAGGGAGAGAGUGUACCACGACAAUCGCCCCUUCGCUGGUAUUGCCCAUUUGUCGCGCCUGAUGGUCUGUUGCGGGUAGGGGGGAGACUUGGGAAGUCGGGAGAGUGUGAGGAUGCGAAGCACCCAAUUGUGCUGCCUGCUCGUCAUAGCCUAACAAAACUAAUAAUUCGGCAUUAUCAUUUGAAACUGUUGCACGCUGGACCGCAACUCAUAUUGAGCACAGUUCGGCUUCGAUUUUGGCCUCUUGGGGGACGUAAUGUAGCGAGACAGGUCUGCCACGAAUGUAUGCGUUGCUAUCGGACGAAGCCGGCAACUAUUCGUCAAUUUAUGGCCGAGCUACCUACACCGAGAGUGGUUCCAGCAAAACCGUUUUCGACGACAGGGGUCGAUUACUUCGGCCCGAUCUACGUGCGACCUGGAUACCGAAGAGCUGCAGUGAAGGCGUAUGUGGCAGUAUUUGUAUGCUUCUCCACGAAGGCGGUACACCUGGAGUUAGCCACCGAUCUUUCCACGCCCUGCUUCAUCCAAGCAUUGCGCCGAUUUAUUUCACGUCGCGGAAAGUGUGCCCAAUUGUUCUCCGACAACGGCACAAAUUUUGUUGGAGCUAGGAACGCCAUGGAGAAACUCCUACAGAACCUACGGUCCAAGGAGCACAACGAAACAGUAGCGAAGUGGUGUACAGAUGAAGGAAUGCAGUGGAGUUUUAUACCGCCCGGCGCCCCCCACUUCGGCGGUUUGUGGGAGAGUGCCGUACGAUCGACGAAGGUGCACCUACUGAAGGUACUAGGUGACACAGCGGUUUCGUUUGAGGAUAUGACGACCCUCCUAGCCCAGGUGGAGUGUUGUUUAAACUCAAGGCCCUUAACACCCCUUUCUGAUGACCCGGAGGACUUGGAGGCCUUGACCCCAGGGCAUUUUUUGGUCACUACAUCACUGCAAGCGUUACCGGAAGAGAAUUUGACCAAUAUAUCGCCAGGGAGACUACAACACCGAGAGCUGAUUCAACAGUGUCUGCAAUUUUACUGGAAGCGUUGGAGGUCCGAGUAUUUAACCCAACUGCAGGCCCGGACCAAAUGGUGGCAACCGCCACAGGAAAUCAAGACCGGGAGUCUGGUGGUGAUCCGUGAUGAUAAUCAGCCACCAACACGCUGGAGAAUGGCCCGUAUUCAUGCCGUACAUCCGGGGGAUGACAACGUCGUGAGAGUCGUCACACUCAAGACAGCCGACGGCUUCAUUAAAAGACCGGUCACCAAAAUUUGUAUCCUGCCGGUGGCCAAUCUAGCCGGAACAGAAGCAGCAGAUCCGAAGGAAACUACUGAAACUCCGGCUGUUUCAGGGGAGGGGAGGAUGUUGGAGACACCCUAA
Aedes albopictus (Asian tiger mosquito) is the source of this 5325-nucleotide messenger RNA. RefSeq lists its product as uncharacterized. Lineage: Eukaryota; Metazoa; Arthropoda; Insecta; Diptera; Culicidae. Gene Ontology annotation, molecular function: nucleic acid binding; zinc ion binding. The transcript has a single exon. The record is from RefSeq and is a predicted model, not a curated record. The coding region runs from base 1 to 5325 and encodes 1774 amino acids. Gene Ontology annotation, biological process: DNA integration.